This is a messenger RNA of Mesorhabditis belari, 735 nucleotides long. Lineage: Eukaryota; Metazoa; Nematoda; Chromadorea; Rhabditida; Rhabditidae. The record is from the annotation of a GenBank genome assembly.
AUGUCUCGUGAGUGCCGGAUCUACGUUGGGAAUUUGCCGAACGAUAUGCGGGAGAAAGAUAUUGAGUCCGUUUUCGACAAAUACGGGAAAAUUCGCGGGAUUGACAUUAAAAACGGGCGAGGGCCCGCGUUUGCAUUUGUCGACUAUGACGAUCCGAGAGAUGCAGAGGAUGCGGUGCGCGGCAGGGAUGGUUACGACUUUGAUGGUUAUCGUCUACGAGUUGAGUUCCCGAGAGGAGUUGGACCACGUGGACCUGGUGGCCGUCCGAUGAACGGUGAUCGAGAUCGGGGUGAUCGGGGGGAUCGUGGGGAUCGUGGGGAUCGGGACCGCGGUGGUGAUCGAUCUCGUCGUGGUGGGCAAGCGCCAAAAAGAUCGGGCUAUCGAGUGAAGAUCACUGGAUUACCCUCAACAGGCUCGUGGCAAGAUCUCAAGGAUCACAUGCGAGACGCGGGCGAUGUGUGCUAUGCGGACGUUUACGGAGACGGGAGUGGAGUUGUUGAGUAUACAAGCUCGGACGCGGUUCGUCGAGCGAUUCGCAAACUUGAUGAUACGAAGUUCCGUUCGCACGAGGGUGAUACAGCAUAUGUUCGGGUCACCGAGGUGAGUGGACGGGGAAAUUCCCGGGAUCGCUCUCGUUCACCACCACAAAAAAGUCGCAAUUCACCGCAGUACUCUCCUCGUCGCUCUCGUACGCAUUCUUCGCGUUCUUCGCGUUCCCGGUCGAAAUCAAACUCA